Messenger RNA from Lepidothrix coronata (blue-crowned manakin), 3430 nucleotides. RefSeq names its product TAO kinase 3 (gene TAOK3). Gene Ontology annotation, biological process: protein phosphorylation; execution phase of apoptosis. NCBI's taxonomy places the organism in Eukaryota, Metazoa, Chordata, Aves, Passeriformes, Pipridae. Bases 416 to 3112 code for a protein of 898 amino acids. The transcript has 21 exons. The record is from RefSeq and is a predicted model, not a curated record. Gene Ontology annotation, molecular function: protein kinase activity; ATP binding.
GAUCACCCCGGGAUCCGUCUGCCAGCGGGAAUGUGACCCGGUGAAUUGAAGGGAAAAGGGAGCCGCGUUUCUGUCGGCUUUGAGCGGAGUUGGAAGCGAUGACGUAGGUCUGGUGUGUGUGAGCAGAUGUCUCUGUCCUUUUAAUGACACGGGGAAAUGAUUCGCUCUAGGUGCUGGAUGCCAUCGAGCAGCACUCGUGUUUGCGUGGGAAGGAGAAGGAAGGAGGACACUAGAAUAAGAGAGUGGGGGGGGCCGGGAGCACAGGACGAUGCUGCUGAAAGGAAUGUGAGCCACGGAGCAUGUUUGGUGCCACAGUUACCCAGGUGCUGAAUGCUGCCUGCAGACUGCUUUGUCCAUGAGGGAAGAAACUGAGUGGGAACUGAGAGCACGACUGAGUCCAUAACACACUUCAAACAUGCGCAAAGGGGUGCCAAAGGACCCAGAAAUAGCUGACCUGUUCUACAAAGAUGAUCCGGAGGAAAUAUUCGUGGGUUUGCACGAAAUCGGACAUGGAAGUUUUGGAGCAGUUUACUUUGCUACAAAUUCCCACACUAAUGAGGUGGUGGCAGUCAAGAAGAUGUCCUAUAGUGGAAAGCAAACGAAUGAGAAAUGGCAGGAUAUCAUCAAAGAAGUCAAGUUUCUGCAACAGCUGAAGCACCCCAACACCAUAGAGUACAAGGGCUGUUACCUGAAAGAGCACACGGCAUGGUUGGUUAUGGAGUACUGUUUAGGAUCAGCUUCUGAUUUGCUAGAGGUUCACAAGAAGCCACUUCAGGAAGUGGAGAUUGCUGCCAUCACCCACGGUGCCUUGCAGGGGCUGGCCUACCUGCACUCUCACUGUAAGAUCCAUAGGGAUAUUAAAGCUGGAAAUAUUCUCCUAACAGAACCAGGUCAAGUGAAACUCGCUGAUUUUGGGUCUGCAUCUAUAGUCUCCCCUGCCAACUCUUUUGUGGGAACGCCUUACUGGAUGGCACCAGAGGUGAUCCUUGCUAUGGACGAGGGACAGUACGACGGGAAGGUGGAUGUCUGGUCCCUUGGAAUCACGUGUAUCGAGUUAGCUGAGAGGAAGCCUCCACUUUUCAACAUGAAUGCAAUGAGUGCCUUAUAUCACAUAGCCCAGAACGAUUCCCCUACGUUACAAUCAAAUGAAUGGACAGACUCCUUUAGGGGAUUUGUUGAUUACUGCUUACAGAAAAUACCUCAGGAAAGGCCAUCAUCAACAGAUUUGUUACGGCACGACUUUGUCCGCCGAGACCGACCCCCCAGGGUGCUCAUAGACCUCAUCCAAAGGACAAAGGAUGCAGUGAGGGAGCUGGAUAACCUGCAGUACCGGAAAAUGAAGAAAAUCCUCUUCCAGGAGACACGGAAUGGCCCUCUGAACGAGUCCCAGGAGGAGGAGGAGGACAGUGAGCAUGGAUCAAACCUGAGUAGGAAGAUGGACAGUCUGGGCAGCAACCAUUCCAUCCCCAGCAUGUCUGUGAGCACGGGCAGCCAGAGCAGCAGUGUGAGCAGCAUGCAGGAGGUCCUGGAUGAGAGCAGCCCUGAGCUGGUCAUGAUGCAUAGUGACGAGAGCACCAUUAAUUCCAGUUCCUCCGUUGUUCACAAGAAGGAUCAUGUAUUUAUAAGGGAUGAGGUGGGCCACAGGGAUCGCAGGCCUGAGGUGCGGCCUACCCAGUCAGUGCAGAAUCAGGCCCUCCACUACCGGAACCGAGAGCGCUUUGCCACAAUCAAAUCAGCAUCUUUGGUUACAAGACAGAUCCAUGAGCAUGAGCAGGAGAACGAGUUGCGGGAACAGAUGUCAGGAUAUAAGCGGAUGCGGCGCCAGCACCAGAAGCAGCUGAUCGCCCUGGAAAACAAGUUGAAGGCCGAGAUGGACGAGCACCGCCUCAAGCUGCAGAAGGAGGUGGAGACACACGCCAACAACUCGUCCAUCGAGCUGGAGAAGCUGGCCAAGAAGCAGGUGGCUGUGAUGGACAAGGAGGCAAAGGCAGCUGCAGCAGAUGAAAAGAAAUUCCAGCAACAGAUUUUGGCUCAGCAAAAGAAAGACCUGGCGACCUUUUUAGAAAGUCAGAAGAAACAAUACAAGCUUUGCAAGGAAAAGAUUAAAGAGGAAAUGAACGAGGACCACAGCACGCCCAAGAAAGAGAAGCAAGAAAGGAUAUCCAAACAUAAAGAGAACCUGCAGCACACACAGGCUGAAGAGGAGGCCCAACUUCUCAGCCAGCAGAGACUCUACUACGACAAAAACUGCCGUUCCUUCAAGAGAAAAACGAUGAUCAAGAGGCACGAGAUGGAGCAGCAGAACAUUCGGGAAGAGCUGAACAAGAAGCGGACGCAGAAGGAGAUGGAGCACGCGAUGCUGAUCCGGCACGACGAGUCCACGCGCGAGCUGGAGUACCGGCAGCUGCACACGCUGCAGAAGCUGCGCAUGGACCUGAUCCGGCUGCAGCACCAGACUGAGCUCGAGAACCAGCUGGAAUACAACAAGAGGCGGGAGCGGGAGCUGCACAGGAAGCAUUUCAUGGAGCUCCGGCAGCAACCAAAGAACCUGAAGGCUAUGGAAAUGCAGAUCAAAAAGCAGUUCCAGGACACAUGCAAAGUGCAAACUAAGCAGUACAAAGCACUGAAGAAUCACCAGCUGGAAGUAACUCCAAAGAGUGAGCACAAGACAAUUCUGAAGAGCCUGAAGGACGAGCAGACGCGGAAGCUCGCCAUCCUGGCCGAGCAGUACGAGCAGAGCAUCAACGAGAUGAUGGCCUCGCAGGCGCUACGGCUGGACGAGGCCCAGGAAGCGGAAUGCCAAGCCCUGAGACUGCAACUCCAGCAGGAGAUGGAGCUGCUCAACGCGUACCAGAGCAAAAUUAAGAUGCAGACAGAAGCACAGCACGAAAGGGAACUCCAGAAGCUGGAGCAACGGGUGUCGCUGCGCAGGGCACACCUGGAACAAAAGAUCGAAGAGGAGCUCGCCGCCCUCCAGAAGGAACGCAGCGAGAGGAUCAAGUUUCUGUUGGAAAAGCAGGAGCGAGAGAUUGAGACGUUUGACAUGGAGAGCUUGCGAAUGGGCUUUGGGAAUUUGGUCACAUUAGAGUAUCCCAAGGAGGACUAUAGAUGAGGUUAAAUUUCUUUGCCAUUUAAAAAACAAAACCGAUAAAAAGCAAACCAAGUAAGGAUAAAACUUGCAAACCCAACAUUCCCCAUGUUGACGGGCGUGCUCUCUCUCUUUCUGUCUCUCUUACUGACAUCGUGUCGGACCAGUGCCUGUAUAUUCUUACUCCAUCAGGGGCCCCUUUCCCCCGUCACGUCCCGGUGCAGGACAGCUCCUGGCAGUCUUUUCCAUAGUAUGUCACAGUAUUGAUGUCUCUGUGCAAUGAUUAAAAAUGUUUCAGUGAAAACUUUGGAGACAAUUUUAAUGGAGAAAAAAAAAAAACAA